UUAAAUUCUGGAAGAGAAAAAGGCAGGCUGCUCCUGAAACGACAGGGGAACCUGAUAAAAUCAGUGACAGCAGCACAGGUAAGGAAUGUGGUGAAAGCUCCCAUCAGGUAAAAAACACCACUGAAAAGAUCCCAGCAGACCUGAGUUGGGACACUUUGAUUAUGGAGCUUCUGGACCAAGAGAGUGGAUGGGAGCAUGUGUUUAACAGUGGAGUCUGCGGUGGAAAAACAAUAGAAAAUCAAACUGAGACUACAGACUGCUUCGGGUUUCCAAACAUCGGAAACACCUGCUACAUGAACUCCUGCCUGCAGAGCCUCCUCAACAUUGAGGAGUUCAUUAGAGACAUCAGCCGUCAGGAGGUUUUGUGGAGCGCAGUCCCAGAAGCUCAGCUCUUAAGAAGGCUCACUGACAUCAGGGACUGUCAUGAGUCAACAGAUUAUGGCCUUAAAGAUCACCACCUGAGAUCUUUUAAGAAGGCAUUCAGCAGUCAAGCUCCUGAAUACACAGGCAGUGCACAGAAAGAUGCUCAUGAAUUCCUAACAUUGUUCCUCAAUGAGGUCAAAAGGCUCUCCCCUCACCUGAAGAGGAACGCAGCUCUCCUGGGCCAAAAUUAUACCUGCCCAGUAGAAGACCAUCACGUUUUCAAAAUGGAAAACAUGAGGACAUGCAAGGGCUGCGGUCACCAAUCAUCACAGCAAGAGGAAUUCACCAGCUUGUCUCUUGACCUGGUUCCAGAGGGGUCUGUUGAGGACAUGUUAGAGACAUACUUGAAGGAACAAGAAAUAGAAUUUCGCUGUGAUUGUGGAGGGACGACCUCAGAACUGAAGUCGUCUUUUGAUACACUGCCAAGAGUUCUCAUCUUGCACCUGAAGAGGUUUGGCUUUACACAAACCUACCAGAUUCAGAAGGUGGAUGACCCCGUCAGGCUGCAGAGGGACUUGGUGGUGCCAUCCAAUCAGGGUGGUGGCUGUUACAGUCUUGUCAGCAUCAUCAGUCAUUAUGGAGGCACAGAAUCAGGACACUACAUCUGUAAUUCUGUCCAUCCUGAGGAGAGUCCAUACUCUACAUCAGAUAAUUGGCUCACCUAUAAUGACGCACAGGUGCUCCACACAACUGGAUCUGCAGCUUGUGAAGAACAGCAGAACUCGGCCUACAUCCUGUUUUACAAGAGAAACUUCUGAAGCAGGAUAUGGAAGGAAGUUAAGGUCAUCAUCAUGCAUCAUCCCAGCCCACCAUCGCAGACUGCAGGUAAGUAUUGGCCUUAGGAGGAAGGGUCCUCCCAGAGAGCCUGGUUCCUCCCAAGAUUUCUUCCUCCAGGAGGAGUUUUUCUUGCCACCGUCGCCCCACAUUCACUGGUCUCAUCAGCAGAGACAUUUUUAACCUCCUAAGACCUGAACUCUAUCAUGGCAUGCAUUUUUAAUUUCUCUGUGCCAUUUGGGUUGAUUGGGACCUGAUGAAUGCUUCUCAAAACAUGAGAUCCACAUAUGAGGACAUUCAUUUUAAAUUUCGAUUGAACAGUGGCAGUGUAAUGUCCUCAUAAACAGAUAUCAGGUCUUUGUAGAGCAAAAUGUUGUAUUUUGGUCUCGACAACCCAAAAUGCGAUGUCCACAUAUGUGGACACCAGGUCCUAGGAGGUUAAAAGAAACUCUACUAGUAGUGCACCACUACUAGAGACAGUCCUUUUGUGGACCAGUGUUUGGCUUGCUCUCUGGGAACAACAAAAAAUUAAACAAAUAAAUUAAUAAUAAAAUCAGU
Messenger RNA from Oreochromis aureus, 1755 nucleotides. Its product is annotated as ubiquitin carboxyl-terminal hydrolase 37-like. Gene Ontology annotation, cellular component: cytosol; nucleus. NCBI's taxonomy places the organism in Eukaryota, Metazoa, Chordata, Actinopteri, Cichliformes, Cichlidae. The record is from RefSeq and is a predicted model, not a curated record. The coding region runs from base 162 to 1181 and encodes 339 amino acids. Gene Ontology annotation, molecular function: cysteine-type endopeptidase activity; cysteine-type deubiquitinase activity. Gene Ontology annotation, biological process: protein deubiquitination; G1/S transition of mitotic cell cycle. The transcript has 13 exons.